Molecule: messenger RNA, 1719 nt
Organism: Oenanthe melanoleuca
Lineage: Eukaryota; Metazoa; Chordata; Aves; Passeriformes; Muscicapidae
Gene: RHOC
Product: ras homolog family member C
Exons: 6
Coding region: 462-1067 (201 amino acids)
Biological process (GO): small GTPase-mediated signal transduction
Cellular component (GO): neuron projection
Molecular function (GO): GTP binding; GTPase activity
Source: RefSeq, a predicted model, not a curated record
GCACAACCCCGCACGGCUCGGCGCAGCCCGGCACAGCCCCGCGCUCCCGCUCCGCCCUCGGCACAGCCCCGCACGGGGCGGCGCCCGGAGCUGCGCGGCGGGGCCGGAGCUGGAGCCGGGCGGGGAUCGGGCUGUGGAGCUGGAACGGGCUCUGCAACGGGGAUCGGGCUCCGGAGCGGGGCCGAAGCAGGAGCAGGACGGGGUGGCGGCGGAGAGAGGUUAUCAGGAGCGUUUAACCAGGCUCACCUCCCACCUUGCCGUUUGCCCUGGAGAGGCACUGACAUGAAAAGUGAGGAAUUGUAUUAGCGAGCAUUGAUCGGCGCUGGGGCAGGCAGGCAUUACACCAGUCUGGGCAUCUGCUGGGAUUGUGGAGUGGUGUUUGGAGCUUUCAGCACGACCCUUGCACUGCCGUGAGGCUGGGAAGGCUGUCACUGCUGCAGGAGGUAAAAUAAGAACAUGGCAUGAUGUCCUUUGGAAAAGGAGCGAUGGCAGCCAUCAGGAAGAAGCUGGUGAUCGUGGGAGAUGGUGCUUGUGGGAAGACGUGCCUGCUGAUCGUGUUCAGCAAGGACCAGUUCCCCGAGGUGUACGUGCCCACCGUGUUCGAGAACUACAUUGCUGACAUAGAGGUGGAUGGGAAGCAGGUGGAGCUGGCCCUGUGGGACACAGCAGGGCAGGAGGACUAUGACAGGCUGCGGCCGCUCUCCUACCCCGACACUGACGUGAUCCUCAUGUGCUUUUCCAUCGACAGCCCGGACAGUCUUGAGAACAUCCCUGAGAAGUGGACACCGGAGGUGAAGCACUUCUGCCCCAGCGUGCCCAUCAUCCUGGUGGGGAACAAGAAGGACCUGCGGCACGACGAGCACACGCGGCGGGAGCUGGCCAAGAUGAAGCAGGAGCCGGUGAAGCCAGAGGAGGGGAGGGACAUGGCCAACAGGAUCAAUGCCUUUGGCUACCUGGAGUGCUCGGCCAAGACAAAGGAGGGGGUGCGGGAGGUGUUCGAGAUGGCCACGCGGGCCGGCCUGCAGGUGCGCAAGAGCAGGAGGCGCCGGGGCUGCCCGCUGCUGUGAGCCCUGUGCCCUGUGCCUUGUGCCCUGUGCCCUCCCUGCCCUGUGCCCUGUGCCCACCCUGCCCUGUGCCUUGUGCCCUUGCUGCCCUGCCCUCCCUGCCUGCCCUGCCCUGCCCUGCCCGGGAGGCAGUGCUGGCACAGCCCCAGGAGCCUGUGGGGCACUGCCAGCCUGAGCCCUUGGCACAGAGCUGUCCCCAGGCUGUCCCUGCUCUGUUUGGGGCUGGUGCCUUCAGAGCCCGAUGCUCUCCGUGCGUCAGAUGCUGCUGUCACUGCCCUGGUUUGGACUGAGCUCCCUGGUUCUGCCUUCCCCUGGGCAUUGCUGUGCUGCUUGCUCUCCUUCCCCGGCUCGGGGCAGGUGCCACAGGAGCAGGAGGUGCCGGUCACAGCUCACUUGUGGCUCUGCCAGGCCCUUGGUGGCUCUGCCUCUCUCCUGGCCGUGCAGGCGGCACACACGGUGUCACAGACUUGCUGGGCAGCCUUAGCCCUGCCUGUGAGCAGAGCUGGGCUCAGCUGCUGCCAGCAGCUCUCCCUCCUCCCGGGACGUGUGCCCAGCUCUGCUGCCUCCAAGUCUGCCUUGGUCGUGGACUUGGCAGCACUGAGCCCAGCUGCAUAAUUGGGAGAAUAAAUGCAAACCAGUAUUUUGGUAAUUGUAA